AUGGAGUAUGCAGACUUUCUUCGUGGGGAUGACGAUGCUAUUCCAUGGGACGAUGUAGUGCCGAUGACCCAAGAAGGCUUAAGCGGCACACUGCCUCCGGCGCCCGUGGUCCAGAGUCAAGAUGCACCGACCGAGUUGGCUACUGCAGGUGGCCGUGGGAAGAGCUACUCCAUGAAGGAAGAUCUACUGCUUGUAGCAUCAUGGCUAAACGUGAGCAUGGACCCCGUGGUGGGCUCGAGCCAAAGUUUAGGCACUUUUUGGCAGAGGAUCGAGUCGUACUUCCAUGACAACAAAGACUUCCCUUCAACACGCAAUAAGAAGUCGUUGCAGGGGAGGUGGACAUUCAUCAACGGUAUGGUCCAGAAGUUCUGGGGUCACUACGCUCAGGCCAUGCGUGCUAGACGGAGUGGUACCACGAUGGGGGAGACGAUUGUCGAGGCAUGCAAAAUGUUCCAGGCCAUGGAGCACAAUGAGUUCACGUUGCUUCCAUGUUGGCGUGAAUUGAGGCACCAUCCGAAGUGGCAUUCCGAGGCAUCGCGGAAGAAGCAGAAGACGUCCGGAGGAGGUGAAGCUGGGAGCCCUUCGUCCACUCAGAACGUGCAAUCCUCACCGGUUGUAGGUGCACCGGAGAAAAAAAUUGAGAAGGAUAGGGCGGACAGGUUCUUAGAGAUGAUGAAUGUAGAGCGGCAGCGCCUUCAGCUGAAGGAGGAGCGCAUGCAACUAGAGAAGGUAAAGGAGGAUAUGAGGAUAAUGAACAUGGAUCUUUCGCAAAUGGAUGAUGAGCAAAAAGAGUACUACAGAAGUCUCCACCAGAGUAGUAUUGCAGCUAGGCGCGCCUCCUCUGGUACUUCAUUGUGA
This is a messenger RNA of Phragmites australis (common reed), 858 nucleotides long. Its product is annotated as glutathione S-transferase T3-like. Bases 1 to 858 code for a protein of 285 amino acids. NCBI's taxonomy places the organism in Eukaryota, Viridiplantae, Streptophyta, Magnoliopsida, Poales, Poaceae. The transcript is spliced from 3 exons. The record is from RefSeq and is a predicted model, not a curated record.